UUGUUAACUAAUAAGUAAGAUGAAUGAAGCGAAUUUUCUGACAGUUAAUGAUUUAUUCAAGGAAAAUAUUUCCACAAUUACGGCGGCGGAUAUUCCGCCCUGUGGGAGAUACUUCGACAAAGAAUCAAGGGUAAAGUUUUUCAGCUUGGAGAAAAUUAUUAAUUCUAUAGGGCAAAUGUCGACUAAAGCUCAAGGUUUAAAAAGAAUUAUUACUACGUUUGAAAAACUUCGUUUAUCCCCGAAUCACAAACUUUACAUUCUCAAAGAUGAAAAGGGUAAUGAUGGAGCUGGGGAAGUUAUCGGAAUUCUUAAAAUAGGUGAAAAAAAAUUAUUCUUAUAUGACAGGCAAGGAAAAUUAAUGAUAUCUACACCUAUGUGUGUACUAGACUUCUUUGUACUUGACAAUAGACAAAGAAGAGGUUUUGGAAAAAAGCUGUUUGAGUAUAUGCUUCAGGAUCAAAAAUUAAAGCCAUAUGAACUAGCAAUAGAUGGACCAUCUCCGAAAAUGUUGGAAUUCCUUAAGAAGCAUUAUAACUUUAUCAAAGUUUUAAAACAGUCCAACAAUUUCGCAGUAUGCGAAAAAUUUUUCGAAUCUGCAAAUAUAGGUUCAACCAGGCCGCAAGAAGAAAUUGUGCCAUCCCCCUGUUCCACUCUGCGACGGUGGGAAAAUGGAGCCAGCGCAGUGAUACACGGGGGCGGCGCGAAUAGUACUGCGUCGCACAAAAGGUAA
Messenger RNA from Papilio machaon (common yellow swallowtail), 730 nucleotides. RefSeq names its product alpha-tubulin N-acetyltransferase-like. Gene Ontology annotation, cellular component: microtubule. NCBI's taxonomy places the organism in Eukaryota, Metazoa, Arthropoda, Insecta, Lepidoptera, Papilionidae. The transcript is spliced from 6 exons. Bases 20 to 730 code for a protein of 236 amino acids. Gene Ontology annotation, biological process: alpha-tubulin acetylation. The record is from RefSeq and is a predicted model, not a curated record. Gene Ontology annotation, molecular function: tubulin N-acetyltransferase activity.